AUGUCUGGUGCUGCUAAGCACAAGUUCGUCAUCGACUACUCCCGUCCCGCUGGCGACGGUGUCUUCGACGGCGCGGCUUUUGAGAAGUUCUUGCACGACCGCAUCAAGGUCGAGGGCAAGACUGGUCAGCUCGGUGAAAACGUCAAGAUCCAUCGCGAUGGUGACAAGUCGAUUACUGUGACUUCGAGCAUUGCUCUUUCCAAGCGGUACCUUAAGUACCUCACCAAAAAGUUCCUCAAGAAAAACUCCCUGCGUGACUGGAUCCGCGUUGUUGCUUCGUCUAAGGAUGUCUACCAGCUCCGCUUCUACAACAUCCAGGCUGGUGAUGACGAGGAAGAGGAGUAA
Dichomitus squalens LYAD-421 SS1 is the source of this 345-nucleotide messenger RNA. RefSeq names its product ribosomal protein L22. Gene Ontology annotation, biological process: cytoplasmic translation. Gene Ontology annotation, cellular component: ribosome. The record is from RefSeq and is a predicted model, not a curated record. The transcript is spliced from 4 exons. NCBI's taxonomy places the organism in Eukaryota, Fungi, Basidiomycota, Agaricomycetes, Polyporales, Polyporaceae. The coding region runs from base 1 to 345 and encodes 114 amino acids. Gene Ontology annotation, molecular function: RNA binding; structural constituent of ribosome.